UGGUUUGUUUUAUUAUUUUUGGUGAUUAACGCAUUCAUUGCUGGCAAACAGGAGAUUGUCCUUUUUGAAGGAGUAGUGGUGAUCACCAUCUCUAUCAUCGGUUUAAUGGCUGUACUUAAGGAAUGGUACGACUUGUCGCUGGCUUACGCUAUACUGGAGGCUGUAUUUCUGAUCGUUUUGAUUGUACUCCUGGCGCUAUUCGUGUCGGACAUCCUAUUCCUGUCCAUUACAAUAGCCAUUCAGACGUCUAUAACUAUAUUAGCGUUUGGUUUUGCGGUCGCCGUUAAGGAGAACAACAAAAUCGACAGAAUUAAGAUUCAACACAACUUUGUC
Molecule: messenger RNA, 333 nt
Organism: Oppiella nova
Lineage: Eukaryota; Metazoa; Arthropoda; Arachnida; Sarcoptiformes; Oppiidae
Source: the annotation of a GenBank genome assembly